AUGAUGGAGAAACUUGUGAGGGUGCCGCAACUGAGGCAGUUACUCGGGGAGUUUCCCGGGAACAUGAAAUUCUGUUUUGCUUAUGGAUCAGGUGCGUUUAAACAACUCAACAACAAUGACGAAAACAACAUGUUGGAUCUCAUAUUUGUCAUGCGCAAUGCCAACAAAUGGCACGCAGAGAAUCUAUCACGAAAUCCCAAGCACUACGCUCAGCCGUUGAGAUUCCUUGGCUCCAAAGUGAUUACAAAUGUUCAGGAGGGCUCGGGCGCUAAGGUGUUCUACAAUACGCUGGUGACGACGAGUGAGGGCCAGCUCAUCAAGUACGGAGUGAUUUCCGAGGUUUCGUUGGUGGAGGAUCUAUUAGAUUGGAGCGAUCUGUACUUGGCAGGCAGACUGCACAAACCGGUUAAAGUGUUGGUGGAGCCAGACGAGAACUCUCAGCUGCGUACUGCUCUGGUGCAGAACCUACACUCGGCAGUGCACGCGGCUCUGCUGCUGCUACCUGAGCAUUUCACGGAGGUUGACUUUUUCAAGAAGAUCAGUAGCCUGUCUUACCAUGGCGACUUUCGCAUGAUCUUCGGCGAGAAUAAAGACAAGAUCAGCAAUAUUGUGCUGCCGCAGUUGCAGCAUUUCAAGCAGCUGUACGCGCCGAUCCUGAAACACUUUGACAACUACGUAGAUAUCCCGAUCUCGGAUCACAUGACUGUCACGUGUCAUCAGGACAUCUGUCCGGCGACCAAGAUCCACCAUUUGAAUCAUUUGCCGAGAACGCCACAGGUUAAACUGGUCAGGGCGUGGUCGCACGGCCCGAGAUCGAAAGACACGGAGGAUUGCUUGCGUGCGAUCGCACACGACCCUGAGUGUUGUGACAUAUUGGAGCAGUGCUUGAGAGAUAUCGUUUGGAGAUCGAGCGUGACGCAGAGCCUAAAGGGAAUCGUGACUGCGGGGAUUGUAAAGUCCGUUAAGUACAGCGGCGCCAAGAUAAUUAAAAUGUUACAGUCAAGUCCCAGUUUACCUAAGCCCGAUCCAGAUAAAAUCAAUAAAAUAGUCGAGACUGUCGUGCAGAAGACAGAGCCUAAGAACACUGAGAAACGCAUCGAGUAA
Messenger RNA from Monomorium pharaonis (pharaoh ant), 1104 nucleotides. RefSeq names its product phosphatidate cytidylyltransferase, mitochondrial. Gene Ontology annotation, molecular function: phosphatidate cytidylyltransferase activity. The transcript has a single exon. Gene Ontology annotation, cellular component: mitochondrion. Lineage: Eukaryota; Metazoa; Arthropoda; Insecta; Hymenoptera; Formicidae. The record is from RefSeq and is a predicted model, not a curated record. Gene Ontology annotation, biological process: cardiolipin biosynthetic process; CDP-diacylglycerol biosynthetic process. Bases 1 to 1104 code for a protein of 367 amino acids.